CCCUUCCCCCCCCCUCCCCCAGGCCCCAAGGCCCAGGGAUGGCUCUAUCCCGGCUCCCGGCAGCUUUCCUGCCUUUCCUGCAUUUCCUGCUGUUGCUGCCUGUGCCACCCCUGCUAGGGACCCCGGCCCAGACCCCGGACAGGGCCCCCACGGCCCAGCGCUGGAAGGAUCCCGGGAUCGGCGGCCCGUCCCACGGCCCAGAGACGCAGCGCUCCCCCGUUAGGAGGUCUCUGCUGGGCCGCCCCGCUCUGGGCUCAGCCCGGGGCCUGCCUCGCUGCGGGGUGCUGGAUGUUCCCGAUGGUCCGAACACAAGGAACCGACAGAAGCGCUUUGUGCUCUCUGGUGGGCGCUGGGAGAAGACCAACCUCACCUACAGAAUUAUCCGGUUCCCGUGGCAACUGGUGAAGGCCACCGUGCGGCAGACCAUAGCCGAGGCCCUGCAGGUCUGGAGCGAAGUGACGCCCCUCACCUUCACUGAGGUGCAGGACGGGAGGGCGGACAUCAUGAUUGACUUCACCAGGUUCUGGCACGGAGACACCCUACCGUUCGAUGGGCCGGGGGGCAUCCUGGCCCACGCUUUCUUCCCCAAGACCCACCGGGAGGGAGACGUCCACUUCGACUACGAUGAGACGUGGACCGUCAGGAGCGAUCUGGGCACGGACCUGCUCCAGGUGGCCGCCCACGAGUUCGGCCACGUGUUGGGCCUGCAGCACACUCCCGUGGCCAAAUCGCUCAUGUCGCCGUUCUACAACUUCCGCUACCCGCUGCGUCUGAGCCAGGAUGACCGACGGGGCAUCCAACACCUCUACGGGCUGCGGGGGCCCGCCCCGGCCCCCACCGCCCCCCUCCGGUUCCCACCCCCGUCGGAAAGGGAGUCCCCCAAUCCAGGCAUCGACACCAACGAGAUCACCCCUUUGGAGCAGCCUUUGCAGCCGAACGCCUGCGACACGGACUUCGACGCCGUGUCCACCAUCCGCGGAGACCUCUUCUUCUUCAAGUCCCGCUUCGUGUGGAGGCUGCGGAAGGGCGAGCUGCAGCCCGGCUAUCCGGCCCUCGCCUCCCGCCACUGGCAGGGCAUCCCGAGCACUCUGGAUGCUGCCUUUGAGGACUCCAAGGGCCACAUCUGGUUCUUCCAGGGCGGCCGGUACUGGGUGUACGACGGGGAGCGCCGCGUCUCGGGCCCCGGGCCGCUGUCCGAGCUGGGCCUCUCGGGCUCCCGCCUCCACGCCGCCCUCACGUGGGGCACCGACAGGAACAAGAUCUACUUCUUCCAGGGGAGCAACUACUGGCGAUUCAACCCCGGCACCCGCCGGGUGGACGGCCUCUCCCCCCGCAGGACCACCGACUGGCGGGGGGUGCCCUCCGAGAUCGACGCCGCCUUCCAGGAUGCGGACGGGUACGCCUACUUCCUGCGCGGCCGCCAUUACUGGAAGUUUGACCCGGUGAGGGUGAAAGCCCUGGAAGGUUUCCCUCGCCUCAUCGGCCAAGACUUCUUCAACUGCGCCUCUUCCUUCAACUCCUUCCGCUGAGGGGCGGCCAUCCCUCUGGGGACUCCUCCCACCCCAGGGCACCCACCUUCCCGCCCCCCACCCCCACCAUCUGCCCAUAGAGAGUCAGAGGGAUCGGAGGACCUUGAGACUAUUUAUUCCGGAAAUAAGACGAGGGGUUACCCUGGCCCCGUGAGUUUGAGGUGAGGGAGACGGGGGUGGGGAUGGCAGGUGGCUGGUUUAGUCGCCGGCUUCAGGCCGGGGGUCACCCCCCGGGGGCUCGGACCCUCCUGGGAUAUAGGGGAGGGUCAAGGUUCCCCUCGCCCCCUCCCAGGAAGCAGGAAGAAGGAUGUCAUCAGCUGUGGUACCCCGGGAGGAGCCGGGGCUGGGGGGAAGGCGGUCCCCGUUGGAUGAUGCUCCCAGCUGCCGCUCCCAUCAUUUCCCCUCAGCCCUGCCGCUCUACCCAUCAGUCCUGCCUCGGGGCCGGGACUCAGUAGCCCCAGGAGGCGCUCAGCAGCUGUGCUGGUCACCGCUGGGCCCUCUGGCUGUCUUAGCAAACAGUCUCUGGACUGUUGCUGACUUCAGUUCCCCCCGGGUCUUUGGAGAUUUGCCGAAUCUGCAGGGAUAACUCCUCCUCCCUCCUUCCCGCAAGUUCCUACAAUGCCCGGAGGUGCCUCUGAGGACAGGGUUUCCAGAGGUUGUCCGGGUCCCAGGUCUCCUUGUCGCGCCUUUCUCAGAGAGUUUCCCACAUGAGUUCCUUCCUCCCUCCUAAUCUGCCUCCUAUCCCUUUCUCCCGGCAUGGGGGCCAACUUUCCAUCGGUAAGUGGGCAGGGAUCUUCAGUGGAGGGGCGAUGGAGACUGGGAGCGGGGCAGGCUUCGAAGAGCAAACAGGCCAGAAGGCCGUCACUUUGGGUCUUUUCAGUUCUUGACAGAGACUGAGGCCUGAAGCCUGGCUCAGAAAGCUGGAGGGGAGGGAGGCAUUGUCCCCUUAACCCCUAAGGAGUGAGCCGCAGGACCUCAUGUGUCCAGUGCCCCUCUCAGAUGACGUCUUCCCCCUCCCCGGCUCUCUCUCCACCUUGUGUGGGAGUUUCCCCGCCCCUGGGGUCUUCAGACACUCUGCUGCCCCUGUGCUGGUGGGCAUAACCUCAGGCACUGAGCCUCAGGGGCCCCCUUCCCCGGACUGGAGAGAUCCAAGAAGAGACUGCGAGAAGAGGGGUCGAUCGGGUCAGAGUCACAGGGACCGGGAAGCCCCUAACCCGCCCUCCCCGGCUCCCGCCAACCCCUCGCUCCCCUCAGCCCCAAGAUGCUCCGACAGAAACCACCAGAGGGGACGGGGAGCUGGCCGUCCAUUCCCCCCGGGUUCCCAGACCAAGGCAGUAAAAAUGGAGGAGGAAAAUGUCCCAAGGGAAAAGCUGCCCCCCAGGCUGGUACGUUAAGGGAGACCCCCUUUCUCCCUGCUCCCCACAACCCUCCCCACAUCCCAAGGUAGACUCAGGGCCCCAGCUUGCCUUUUGUAUUCACUUCUUCACGUCUGGCCCGGCUGACAGCCGAGGUCUGUUCCUCUCAGGCUGCUCUACUCUCCUUGUGUGUGUUCAGAAGGCAGGUGGCCCAGGCGAGUUCCCAUUAUGCCCAGCGGUGCCUCUGGGGUAAGGGUUUCCCCGGAUCAGGGAUGUCCUUGGUCACGUCACGCAGACGCUACCCACGGGGAAAGAUGGAGAGUUUCCUGGGGUGUUCCGCCCCCCCGGGGCCGUCCUCCGGGCCUUCCGGCCAGGUCCGUCAGGGAGGAGGGAAUUAGGCUCCGCGACACAGCCUGCCCUGUCUUCGACAAGCGCCUUGCUUUUACCUCAGCCACGGUGCAGGCCUGAGCUCGGACUCCCUUUCCGCUCACUCCUGUUGCUUUUCAAAGCCAUUGAGGUUUUUCGUCCAAAGACCUGUGUAAAUGUGUGUAUAGUGUGUACAAAUCUUUUGUAUCUAUGGACUGUUUCAAUAAACACCCUCACUUUUCUAACAUC
Molecule: messenger RNA, 3499 nt
Organism: Ornithorhynchus anatinus (platypus)
Lineage: Eukaryota; Metazoa; Chordata; Mammalia; Monotremata; Ornithorhynchidae
Gene: MMP11
Product: matrix metallopeptidase 11
Exons: 8
Coding region: 39-1529 (496 amino acids)
Biological process (GO): extracellular matrix organization; proteolysis; collagen catabolic process
Cellular component (GO): extracellular matrix
Molecular function (GO): metalloendopeptidase activity; zinc ion binding
Source: RefSeq, a predicted model, not a curated record